GCCGCUUUGCUCCCCCUCCCAGCCCCCCCACCCCUUUUCCAAAUUAGAAAUCAUUGUAGAAUUUGUUUCCCUGCACAGGCCGCCCGCCCGCCCGCCCGCGCGCGCGCUUUACUCGCCUCUAAUUUGCGCAUCCGGACUCGGAGACACUGAUGCUUUCUUUGCCUUCGUAGCCGUGGCUGAACCCCAGCGGAGCCAUGAGUACUCAGGAGGUCCCCAACUCCAGCCUGAAUCAGGGCGAUACGCCCACCGAGACACUUUCUGCCCAGGCCGUACCCGCCUCCUCGCCCAAGAACACUGUCCAUCAGAUGAAGACCGAGCCUUGCCGCACGCCCACCACCUCAACCAGCAACGGCAAAGAGAGCGACGGCAGCCUUCCUGCUGAGAUCUGUGUGGUGAUCGGGAGUCCUCGCAAUUCCCAAACUCAGGGCUCCUACGUCUGCCGAGUGUGUGGGAAGAAGUACAAGUACUACAACUGCUUUCAGACGCAUGUCCGUGCUCACAGAGAAUCUGAGAGCACCAUGCCCACGGAACCGUCGCCUCACGGCCCGAACAAUGCUUUCCGUUACACGUGUGAUAUUUGUGGGAAGAAGUAUAAAUACUACAGCUGCUUCCAGGAGCACAGAGAACUGCAUGCCGUGGACGAUCCGUACGAUCACGUGAUUCCCGUGGAGGAGCCAAAGGAAGAGAUCGAACCCUAUCAGAAAAUCGGACCAAAAACGGGGAGCUACACCUGCGAAUUCUGUGGAAAACAAUAUAAAUACUUCAACCCUUAUCAGGAGCAUGUGGCACUUCACACUCCAAUGAAAAGCUCGUUCGGUCUUAAAAUCGAAGGGAAAACGGGGGUGCGGCCGAGCCGUGGAGAUGCCAACAGUUCCCAGAGCUCCAACGAUGCUGCAAGCCCCAUGGUGGCCGGCGGCUUCCCUGCAUCUCAGAAGGCCUACACGUGCGGAUCCUGCGGCAUUCAGUUCCAGUUCUACAGCAACCUCAUGGAGCACAUGCAGUCGCACGCUGCAGAUAACGAGAAUCACACUAAAGAGGACGCUGCUAAAUCAUGCCAAGCCCCUGCACCUUCUCAGGAGCAGACGUGGAAAUCACCUCAACCUGCCCAGAGGAACCACAUCCCAUCGUCGUUCCAGAACAGACUGCUUCCGGAGAAGGAACGGCAGCAGGUGGCCGAGCGCUUGUUGCGGAUGAUAUGCAACGAUUUGGGUCUACUUGGUGUACUUAGCAGCAAGGACUUCCUCAAGCUAGCCCAAACUCUAGUAGACACAGGCUCUCGCCAUGGAGCGUAUUCCAUCCGCGAUGCUCUCGGAGACAUGAGCACUUUAGCUAUGAAGCAGCUUCCCCGCAUGUACAACCAGGUCAAAGUAAAGGUGACUUGUGCGCUUGGAUCCAACUCCUCUUUAGGAAUUGCUGUGACCUGCCAUUCACAGACUAUUGGGCCUGAUUCCUGCUAUGUGCUGACAGCGUAUCAGGUCGAGGGGGUCCGGCUGCGACGUUAUGUGCUAGGAAUAAAAGAGGCUUCUAUGAGAGAGGGACCGGAGCACGUCCAUCACUGGGUCCAGAACGUCCUUUCUGAGUUCGUCAUGUCAGAAAUUCGCACAGUCUACGUCACAGAGCCACGUUUGUCACUGUUACCUAGUUGCGGCAGGUCCAGUAUUAGCUUGCGGUGUGCUGGAUGCUCACUGUCGGCCACUAUUCAGGCCGUUCUUGGGCGACGUAGCCUUCAGUCCCGGGGCCUUCAUGAACUUGGAGAACUUCUGGCAACAUGCCGUGACAUUGCUGGAAGUAGUAGCUUUAAUCGGGACAGCAAGGCCACAGAUGAGUCUCCACCACCACCUUGCUGGGAUUUGACCGCUGAGGCAUUGAUAAAGGUUCAUGAGAACUUUGAGGCCAUAUGUGAAGUUUAUGGCCGCUGCAAAAGCACAGCACCACUUCUACAAGCCCUCAAUAAGCACCUGCUCAGCACACUAGCCACCCUGCUAGCACCACUGCGCCAGGCAGCCCAGGAGCUGGGGGGUGAUCGUUGGCCCACCCUUCAGCAAGUUCUGCCCUCCUACCUUCGCCUGGAGAAGCUCUUUACCUCCAAGGCUGGCGAGGUGGGUUCUGGCAGCAAACUCUGCCACUACUUCUUAGAAGCACUUAAGGAAAACUUCAAGGUUGAGCGAAUCCACCAGGUGGCUAUGAUCUUGGACCCACAGCUCAAGCUCCGACCAGUCCCCGGGUACCAGCAUGAGGAGAUUAUCUCUAGGGUGUGCGACAUGGCCGCCACCAUGAAGGAACCAGCUAGCGGAGGCCCAUCCGGGAUCUCAGGAGAUGAGAGGGACAACGACAGGCCAGUCGCUCCCAAGCGAGGGCGCAUGGACAUCGGGAUAGACAGGCCAUCUUGUGCUUCUGAGGAUCCACAGGUUCGGAAAGAGCUGUUUCAGUACUUGGGUGAGCCACUCUUCCAAGCCACAGGGGAUCUUUUCCAGUACUGGAGCUCUGUCAUGGACAGAUACCCCAAGUUGUCCCGGUUGGCUCUGUGGCUCCUGGCAGUGCCUGCCAUGGGUGUCCGCAGUGAAUGUGUGAGCAUCUGUGAGCAGACCUUCGCUUUAAAAAGGAAGCGAGAGGUCACAGCUGAGGAAAUGAACAAACUCGUCUUCCUCAAGUGCAAUUUUGCCUGAGGUAGAGCAAGGCCACCAGUCAGCACUACUGACUCUUUGUGAAAGAUACACUAAAGUAUUUAGUAAUCUAGAUGUCGGUCUAGAUUUACUUUGUAGCUUCUUUACAUCAUCGGUCAGAACUCCUCCUUAUUCUGGAGCAAAAACUUCCUUCUUUGUCCAACGUCUAUGAACGACGUACGGUUAAGGAGUUCUUUCUGUGGACAACUGCUGUGGAGCAAUAUGUUAUCGAGCAGAUAUCACCUACACACACCUCAAACCUCAACUUUCUACUGCCCUUGGUAACCUAGCAGUGAAAAAGAUAAAGCCCUAAAACGUGGAUAGAAACUUGUUGUCGAUGCUUGAAUCAUCUAAACCAAAACAUGGACACACUGUAUGUCAUCUUUUUUUUAAUUUCUUUUUAUUUUUUAUUGCUUUUUCUUAGUUUUGUCAACCAGUUAGACUGCUAGAAUGUUUUUCCCAGUUAUCCUUUACUUUUCCUGCCUGCAUCGUUCAUUUCUUCCCAUCCUGGGCUGCCAAAAUCAAUAACCUACUUUGCUUUCCUUGCUGUACAAAUGACCUCUUAGUUAUCAGGUCUUGAAAAUGAUUUCAGGUAACCUAUGUGCAUUUCUUCUUUCAGUGUUUCUAAACUAGAGUUCUUCACUGGGUGCUCACUUCCACUUGUUCAACUAAAUAAUUCGAUGUUUCUUUCAAAUCCGUAUUUUUAACGGUCCGUACCGAUGGAAGAUGCCACGUAUUGCACAGUUUGAAUCUACAUAUGCAUGAGGAAUCAAAUAUUCAAAUUUUAUUCUAAAUGCAUCCGUCUGGUCGCAGUUGGUGAGUAUAACCCCCCUUCCGAGCUCAGCAGGGUCUAACGUAUAUAGAGCUUCAACCUGCUCUGAAGAUCAUAUACAAGAAUUCAUCUUCUACAUAUUUGUGAUUACCUUGGCUGUGAGACUUUGUUGAUGGACACAGAAUAGAAUAACGGCUCACAAGCAGAUGUACAAUUUAAUUAUUUUUUUGCAGCAUCGGCCCAGACGGCUGUGACACGUAAAUGAGCCUCCUGCGCAAUUCCAGAAGGGUUUAUCUAGUACCAAAUGUUCUUCCUGAUUUCGGACAGUUUUUUUUUGGAGUCAAGAGACGUACACGAUCCGAAUAACGGAAGACUAGUUAGAAGCUACAUCUGACGUACGUCUACAUAUCCUACCGGGUUCUUCAGUUUUUCCCAUUGGUUUUGUGUAGAACGCUUAAAACGUAGAAUCCAAAGUUCAACCGUUUUUGGAAAACUGCAACUAUUCCCUAUCCAAAAAACAAACAAAACAAAAAAAACGGCAUGAACCACAGAAAAAGGUUGGACCCUUGAGCAAGACUUUCAACCCUGAAACUACUGUACUAGUUACUGCAUUAGGUAAAAACACUACAUUUACACACACAACUGAUUUUGUGUGGUGGUCUGAAAAACACUGCAUAAUUCUUUUUUUACUACGUAUUUUUUCCUAUAUACUUUUGGGGGGGAAAAAACACACUAUUUUAUGUUUUGCAUGUGUGAAUUUAAAGCUUUGGAUAUCACCACCAAAAAUGAAAGAUUUGCUUUUAAAGAGUUCCUUCUAAACGAAGCGUCAGACAUUUUUAAAAGUCGGUAUCGAAGUUCAAAUUAAAUCGUCAAGACUUAUGUCAGUGUUUCUUCAGCAUGUAUCCAUCCAAAAAAAAAAACCUCCGACCUCGUUUAACGUGGAGAAUUCACUGUGUGAGGAAAUUGCUUUUAGCUAGUCAGGUUUUAGACGUUUUCAGGCAGACUGACUGUUUUUACCAGCAUGUUUAAUCGACGCCGUCUUUGCAGACAAGACACAAAAAAAGGCAUGGAUAGAAAGUAGACUAAAUAAAAAAAAUAAAUACAUUCAUUUUGGUUCAAUUUUUUUGAAGGUCAAAUUAAGUUAAAGGCAAAACAAAAAAAAGAUUUCUUCAAAACACGAUGUUAGGUUCCGGCCGCUCGAGAACGUCUGCAAAUACAAACUUGCACCUUUUUAGUCACAAUAUGUCUGACUAUAGUGUUCAAACAUCUCUAUAUAGUUCCUGACUGAAAUUCCUAAAUUAUAAGAGGAAUUUCAACGUCUUGGUAUCAGUGCUGGUGUCUUAUCAACUCUCUCACGCUUCUUUAGGGAUAGAUUUCUUUGCCAUUUAUAAAGUCUUUAUAUAGAAAUCUGCUUUCUCGGACGUCCGUCGCGUUUUAAAAGAAACGAAAGAAAACGUGUUUGAGUUGAGUAUGAAUAGAGGGCAGCUGUAUUAGUUCUGGGUGCAGCCGCCAUAUUUUUAAACUUUUAAUUGUCCUGUCUUAUAAUGCACUGGAGUUCUAAAAACCAAAUGGAAAAUAGUGUUAUUAGUUCCUUUCAUUUUUGUUAUUAUUAUUAUUUUUUUUUCGGUGAGCGAUUAUCCAAGGACGGAAUCGAAGAGCUUGUUAAAACAACCCCUUCCCGGCCGUUUGUCAUGGCGAAGCUUGAUCGUCUCUUUUUCUGUUUUAUAAACUCCAGUCACUGUUGUUCUGAAGAUGUACGGGCGUCAUGGAUGUUUCUUUCUUUCUGUUCGUUGCUUUCACAAAGUUUCUCAGCGACGUUUGAGCUUGAGUCGAGAAGAGUUAAGCUGGAUGUUUUUUCUUGUUUGUUUUUAAUAUACACAAGAGGGCGCCGUUAUGCUCCUGCUUUUUUGGUAGGAGUGGCCAAGCUCCUUACCUCCUUUUGUAUACACAACUUUGAUAACAGAGUUCAGAAACCGGUACUGUUUUAUUUUCUGUUUUUAUGCAUCCAGGGGUGAACGUAUUGGUUCAGACUGCCAAGGAAGCAUCAGAUUGUUCUCAUCAGCAUAUUCACAUUUGCAAUAUUUAAAUACUCUUAUUUUAGGGACCCAUUUUUUUUUCCUGCUAAGUGCAAAAAGAAACCAAUUGUCGCUUUUUAGUUUUAUUAUUUUUUUUUAGUAGUUCUUUUUUUUUAUGACUGUAUGACUUGUUUGAACAGUAGGUCUAAUUUAUACUUUUUUAGCAGCACUAUUUUUAUAUCUAUAUAUAUGGUUAAUAAUAGAACUUUAACUCAUUACUGAUUCUCAGUAGUACACCAAGCGCUGUGCAGCAUCCUCAGAAUCUAUCAUGUACUGUGUGGAAAUAAAACGUACUGAAACAGGAAA
Molecule: messenger RNA, 5816 nt
Organism: Tachysurus fulvidraco (yellow catfish)
Lineage: Eukaryota; Metazoa; Chordata; Actinopteri; Siluriformes; Bagridae
Gene: znf618
Product: zinc finger protein 618
Exons: 12
Coding region: 195-2666 (823 amino acids)
Molecular function (GO): protein dimerization activity
Source: RefSeq, a predicted model, not a curated record